GGGAUAUGAGGGGCAGGAGGAGGAGACCAGUAGGUCAGGACUGUAUCCAACCUGGGGCUAACCCACUUCACCAACACCAAACCAACCACCAGGUGCCAGAAAGAGAGAAGCAGAGGACAGAGAUACAGGUGGAGUCCAACGUUGUCGUGGCCGUCAGGGUAAGGCCUCUGACUGAAGAUGAGCAUAACAGGGGAGAUGAGACCAUCGUCUACUGUCCAGACCAACACAGUCUACUGGUGGGUGCGUCGGGGCAGGAGAGGGCAUUUGCGUUUGAUGUAGUCCUGGGCCCUGAGAGUUCCCAGCAUGCCAUGUUUCAAGAGUGUGGCAUGACUCGUCUCAUAGACAUGGCGGUCCAAGGGUUCUGCUGUACUGUGUUUGCCUUUGGACAGACAGGGUCAGGAAAAACAUACACCAUCACUGGGCCACACUCUCUGUUCUUGGAGGGCUCUCAUGAUGCCUUGCUGGCAGGUCUAAUGCAGCGUUCUCUGUCAUACCUUCUUCAGCUGGUUGGCCAAUCAGAGGAGGGCUUUCACCUCUAUGCCUCAUACCUGGAGAUCUAUAAUGAACAGGUGCAUGACCUGCUGAACCCAUGUCUGCCAUACUCGUUGGCAGUGCGCGGCAGCAGAACCCAAGGGUUCUACGUAGAGAACCUGUCAGUAGUAGAGUUCCACAACCUGGACAGCUUCAUGAGAAUACUGGAGGGAGGGAUGCAGAACAGACAGAGCUCCUCUCACUCCCAGAAUGAACAUUCCAGCCGUAGUCACUCCAUCCUAACUGUCCACAUCAAGGGCAUGUCAACCCAGGGGAAGCUGUGCGUAGUAGACCUGGCAGGCAGUGAGAGGGUGAGAGAGGGAGACUCUAUAGAGGAAUUAUUGGAAGAGACAGGCAACAUCAACCGCAGCCUGCUCACUCUGGGGAAGUGUAUCUCAUCUCUGGUGGAUCCUAUUAAGAGGAAUGGCCAUAUUCCCUACCGCGACAGUAAACUCACCAAGCUGCUCUCUGAUUCACUGGGAGGAUCUGGCAUCACUCUCAUGAUUGCGUGUGUGUCGCCCACCCUGGGCAAUCUCCAGGAGACUCUGAACACACUUCGAUACUCCAGCAGAGCCAAAAGGAUCAAGAAUAGACCCAUGGUCAAGAGGGACCUGCGUGAGAAGUUGGUGGUCAGCCUCCAGAGAGAGAUCUGCCGGCUGCGCCAGGAGAACCUAUUGCUACAGCAGCACCUCUCCUCAGCCCAUAAGGCUGGGGCAGGGGGUUCUGGGCUGGAGGCAAAGUACUCUGGGAGUAUGAGUUCUUCUCCUCAGCAUGCAAAAGACGUGGCUGGGAUCAGGACAGGCUCCUCCUGCUCUGAGACCAGCCUCAGGAGCCUGUUGCAGGAGCUGAUGAGAGAGAACGACAAGCUACAGUGA
Molecule: messenger RNA, 1406 nt
Organism: Salmo salar (Atlantic salmon)
Lineage: Eukaryota; Metazoa; Chordata; Actinopteri; Salmoniformes; Salmonidae
Source: RefSeq, a predicted model, not a curated record